GUGUAGGAGAUUCAAUAUUUGUGGUAUUAAAAAGUGGUUGACCAGCGGGUGGCGCUAAAGCCCCAUUACCCAUUUUAAAUCAGAACUAUUGAUUAUUAUUUUUGCCCAUCAGUUUUAUUAUUAUUAUUAUUUAUUUACGUAUCAGCAUUGUAUUUAAUAAUGAAAUAUCUAUCUAUCUUAUGUUUGUCCUCUAGUUGUUUUCUCUGCAUUUCUUUAUACAUUAUUAUACAGUACCUUAAUUCAUACCUAGACGGCGUUUUGGAUGUCACAAACGCCUGCAGCAUUUUUUGGCCACGCUAUCGAUGAUGUAGUAGAUACUAGAUAGUCAGCCAAAUAUGUUAUGAGACAGCCAGUGUUUUACUCCAGAAGACCGGAUAGCAUUUUGACUGUCUCUCCUCCGUCAGGUCUCUCAAUAACUCACUCAGGCGUUUAACACAACUUGUCUGAGCAGGACAACAUCAGAUAAAGCGCAGGGAAUAAGCGAAGAGUUGUAAGACGUCGGACCAUGCGUGAGGGAUUUUGGAAACUUCUUUGUAUUUUCAUGUUGUCGUUUCGUCCUUUUAAAGCCUCAGCAGCUAUUUAUCAGGUUCCAGUGAGACUGCAACGCACAGUGUCCGAACACAACACUGGAGCAAACACAUUUAACAGGAAUCGGUGCCAGUACACAGUACAGAAGACAGUUUCAUGUCAGACACAAAAUGGGACAGAGACUGUUGUGCAGCGACUGUUUCAGAGUUGCCGAUGGCCUGGACCGUGUGCAAACCUCAUCAGCUACAGAACUCUGGUGAGACCUGUGUACAGAGUGACCUACAGGAAAAUCACUUCUCUGGAAUGGCGAUGCUGUCCGGGAUUCCAUGGGGAAGACUGCAGAGAGGAGUGCAUGAACUGUACUGGUUAUGCUGACGUCAAAGAGCGCUUGAGUGUCAUUGAAGCUCAGAUAAUGUUACUGAAAGAUGCAGAGGCACCCCCUCUCCCUCUUUCCAGCCAAUCACCUGAGAGAACAGCUGAUAAUGAGGUGGACAGGGCACACCCCUCACCAAUAACACCCAAUGCCAUUGGCCGACCAGGACCAAAAGGACAACCAGGACCUGUUGGGAUCCCAGGUCCCCCUGGUCCUCCUGGACCUUUAGGAAAGAUAGGGUUUUCUGGAAAACCUGGUCCUAUGGGACCUAGAGGACCUCAAGGGCUGCGAGGUCCUCCAGGAGAAAGAGGCCUUCCUGGUCCGCCGGGACCUGCUGCAUCCUCUCCCUUCUCCAUUAGGGGAGAUGUUUUCACUCUAAUGGCUAAACAACAUGGCGAAUAUGCGGAUAGUGACUUUGCUGCCUAUCGUGACCUUCAGACUUUCCUUGGUCCCCCCGGGCCCUCCGGCCCUCCUGGUCCGCCAGGGCCUGCCGGACCAUCUGGACACCCAGGUGCCCCGGGGAAAAAUGCUGCCUUAAGCUUUCCAGGCACACCAGGUGACAGGGGACCCAAAGGAGAUCCAGGAGAAAGAGGUCCACUUGGAAUAACAGGAAAGCAAGGGCAGCCUGGUGUUCCAGGUCCUAAAGGUGAGCCGGGAGAGACUCCAGGAGAGGUGCAGCAGUUGAGGGAAGCGCUGAAGAUUUUAGCCGAGAGGGUUCUCAUUCUAGAACACAUGAUCGGCAUUCAUGAUACUCUGUUGGACUCUGGUUCUGGAAUAGAUCUCCUGGCAGACUUCAUGCUAACAGGCAGUGCUAAAAGUGUUAGUGCUGGCAGACCCUCCUCUCCUGUUACCUCGGACAGAGAGUAGCCGGACUCUGUUGGGUAUGAAGAGUGAAUAACAAACACUUGUGACCACAAGACCUU
Messenger RNA from Rhinichthys klamathensis goyatoka, 1824 nucleotides. RefSeq names its product collagen alpha-1(XXVI) chain (gene col26a1). The coding region runs from base 506 to 1768 and encodes 420 amino acids. NCBI's taxonomy places the organism in Eukaryota, Metazoa, Chordata, Actinopteri, Cypriniformes, Leuciscidae. The transcript is spliced from 14 exons. The record is from RefSeq and is a predicted model, not a curated record. Gene Ontology annotation, molecular function: protein binding.